Cucurbitaria berberidis CBS 394.84 is the source of this 828-nucleotide messenger RNA. RefSeq lists its product as uncharacterized. The transcript has a single exon. Bases 1 to 828 code for a protein of 275 amino acids. Lineage: Eukaryota; Fungi; Ascomycota; Dothideomycetes; Pleosporales; Cucurbitariaceae. The record is from RefSeq and is a predicted model, not a curated record.
AUGCGAAUUCCACACCUCGUCGGCCUGGUCGGCCUGGUCGGCCUUGCUAGCCUAGCCUUCGCCGCUCCCGCUCCUCCCGACUCUGUCCCGCGUAACACGGUCGAUAAUGCCAAUAUCUCUGCACUAGCAGCUGCCGGUGAUACCGUCGUCUGUCAGAACACACUCGACAACGGACCCUGCGAACUUCAUCAUGCUCAAAAUCGAUGUGUCACGCUGGGACCAGGGCUUUCCCACAAGGUUCAAACGAUAUAUCAGGCUGCUGGCUCAGUAUGCAAGUACUUCGAGUCAGACUGCUCUGCCCGUUAUCCAGUCGUCAGCGUCAACUCUCGCAGUAAGCCUAUAUUCCUUCAGCUUGGUAAGAAUGUUGGUGGGAAGAUUGGCCUAGUUCUUUGUAAGGACAGCUGGUCUUCCGCUGAGAUCAAUGGUGGCUUGACUCCUGUCGAUCCUCGCCAUGUCGAGGCUACGUCCUCGUACCCAACGAUCCCAUUCCUUGGUGACAAGGGCGAUGCGGCUUCCAUCGACGUCCGCCGUAGUGAAGCCCCUGGCGACACGCGCAUCUGCGACGACGCGAAUUUCCAGUGGUGCAGGGACAAUGUGAAUGCAAUGGACCGUUGCUCAAGCCUCGAUCCUGCGGCUGGAGGUCCCAGUUCUCUAAUACAGUUUCGAGGUGCUUUCUGCAAGUGGUACCGCGGGUUCGGUUGCUCGCGUGAGAGCAACGACCAUGCACCUAUGAAGAUUGACUCUAGGGCCCAGAAAGUCGAGCUCGGAGAGCUGGGUCCAAAUAACAACCUCUUCAAGAGUGUGGAGUGCCGUGGCGCAUCUUUUUGA